Molecule: messenger RNA, 15042 nt
Organism: Aphanomyces astaci
Lineage: Eukaryota; Oomycota; Saprolegniomycetes; Saprolegniales; Verrucalvaceae
Exons: 37
Coding region: 1-14982 (4993 amino acids)
Biological process (GO): microtubule-based movement
Cellular component (GO): dynein complex
Molecular function (GO): dynein light intermediate chain binding; minus-end-directed microtubule motor activity; dynein intermediate chain binding
Source: RefSeq, a predicted model, not a curated record
AUGGCGAGCGGCAAGGAAGAUGCGAGCCGAUAUUCCGAACGAACGACGCACUAUAGUACAGCUACUCCAGAGGAACGCAUGCUGCAGAGUGGGGAGCUGCCCAGAAGUUUUGCAUCGCUACGGAGACGCCCCGAUCGCAGCCACCGGCCCAUGUCGGCAGGGCCAUGCGUGCUUUCCAAUCAAACUCAGGAUAGCGCCGCCAAUGCUCUUGCCUCGCAGCUUGUACUUGUGUCUCCAAGGAAUAACGCCGACAUAGACACCGCCCCAGCCUCACUGAUGCCACCUAAGCAACAACGAGCAGCGUCGGCGGCUCCUACUCGGCCCACAACCAACUCGAAUCCUCGAAAUUUGCUACGUCCAAAAAGCAGCACGGCGCAGCGAAAACUGACUGCCACUUCAGCAGACCCUGAAAGAGUGCCGUCGUCAUCCAUUCAUUUGGCAGGCCCAUUGCAUCGUACGGCCACCAACAACAACCAACACGCGUCGCCUGGGAUCCUUGCUGGAUCAUCGUUGAAAGUUCCACCUUCGUCGGCACCUCUGUUUCAUCCUUCAAAUGAGGUGGUGCUGCCUCGUGAAUCGGGUCCACCGCCUUCUCGACCCCAGAGCGCCGCCGCGACAAAGCUGUUGUCGAAGAGAUCGAACCGACCGCAAACGGCUGCAGCGUCGGCCUCGAAACGUGUCAAAUCUGCAAAGACAAGGCGCGAGCCAUCCGCAGAACCCCAAGAAAACGAUGUAGCAGACAUGCACGUGUCCACGGUGGAGAAAUCUCUGGACUUGCACUUGGGCAGCGGGAAUGGAAAACCCUCGUCUCCCCUCAAAGCCAAGCACUGGUCCCCACCCAAGCACUUUGUAACAUUGCGCCAAACUCCCAUGAAGUCUCCGUCAAAGUCCUCGCAGUUGACAACGCCAACCACGUCGUCACGUCCACCCACCUCGUCCGACAGUUUGCAACCCGUGCGGGACAGCAUUGAAGCGUGGAUGAGCCGCAAACAAACCGAAUUGGCCGACGAUUCUGACAAGUCGAAUCUCCACGCGACGUUCCAAUACGCCGUUCCAGCGCAUCACUUUGAUCGAUCAGCUCCGUAUGACCCGUACACGAUCACCUACGUGCCGUUUCAUACCGUGUACAAUGCCCACGACGGCGGGGUCCGCGGACUCCAGUUUACAGACGACGACCGGCUAAUCGACCAGCAAAUCGCGUGUGACUUUUACGUGAUGAGCCCCAAGAACGUGUUGUUCUACAACAAGGAUCAUGCCACGGUCAUGCUUCAGUCCUUGAAGGAGUGGGAACGGGAGCGGCGAAUUUUUCAAACGCUCAAGACACUACCCCUCUUCAGCACGUAUCGCCGUACCAAAGCGAUGAAGUGCUGGGUGUCCCAUCACAUUUUGCGCAAGCGACAGCGCUGCAAAGACCUGCUGAACGACCUAGUGUACUUUUGCAACCCCAUCUUUUACGCCACGAUGAACGCCAUCCAGGACAAGAUCAUGGGGUUGCACACACAACUCCUGUUUUACGUUGACCGCGCGACCGUCAUCUCCCCACACGAGUUUCAACGGCGCCAGGAACUUCAUAUCCAGAGACUAGGCCUCGAGUUCUUCGCCCUGUGCGACGCAAUUCGCCAAGUGCUGGUGGACAUGUCCCACAAGUACUUGUCGCAUUACUCGUCCACGGACGCCGUGAUCAAGUACGCCGACGUGUCGCUCACGUCGCGCAAAAGUACCACGUUUCACAUGGAUCAAUUCUUUGGCACGAUUCAGAAGAAGGCGUCGCAUUUCUCGCCGCUGGCCCCGUGCAGCGAGGACCCGACCGUGGCUGGGGAGCUUGACUUGGUCGCGAUACGUGCCGAGCUCCAACGUAGUCGCGUGCGCGCCAAGUCGCGCGAAAGCAUCAAGGAAAAGCCGACGAUGGACGCGAUCAAGUGGUCCGUGGCGGCCGUAAAACGAGCUCGGUGUAGUGAACUGUCGCGGUUCAUUCGCCGCGUGGACUACAUGUUGUUGGACGCGUUCCACGGUGUGAUCAAUCGAAGUGCCGCCGUCUUGGGCGAACUGCUCGAGUCGGGGGCGGGCAAGUCGUCGUCACUGCUCUUGUCCAAGGAUGCAUACAUGCGAGCGUACCAUCGCUUUGACAUUUACGGCAACGGGUCGUUGGAUGGUGCGCAAAUCACGCGCCUCUUGCACCAUGUGUUUGAUGGCAAGUUGACUGACACGGCGCUGGACGACCGCGUGGGGUUGUUCAUUUCCGUGUUUGACGAAAACGGGGACGGCGAUGUCAGCAUCGAGGAAUUUUCCAAAGGACUGGACGUGGUGCUGGAUGUCGAGCGCAUGGAGCAAUUUGACGUGUCGGCCAACAGCAUUUAUGAAACCAAUCGCUUGGCCCACACCAACUUGUUUAUCCCGGUUCCGUUGUUUGAAGUAAACGUCGUGUUUGAUGGUGCCCACGGGUUGUCGUUCGACCCGCCGCUGAAAUCCGUCCAAAGUGCCAUCGAAAUGACACUUCGGGGAUUUUUCGACGCCAACGAACACGUCCAACGAUUGAUUCAGGACCCGACUAUUGUCCCCGUAUUGACGUUUUACGAUCAAGUCCGGACAUGUCAAUUGGAGGCCGUGCCCCCCCAGAAAUCGGGGGGAGGGGGGGGUCCCCCUUCCGAUGCCCCCAUCUCGGUCAUCCUAUUUGAACGUGCAUCGCAAGACCAAGCGUACAUGCAUUUGUGUGAGCAUAUAUUUGAUAUCGUCAAGGGCUCUAUUUGUGGAUGCCAAGCGUACGCCAACUGCUUCCUGCCGUUAUGUGACGAAUUCGACUGGAACAAUGGUCUCGACUUUGACGAGAUUGCGCAGAAGCACAUGGACGGCACGUACGACAUUGAACGACUAACACAGGACGUGAAAACGUUUCACCACCAGAAAUUAAUGCUCGAAGAUUUGGUCGUUUCACAAGACAUUCAGCUGAUUCGUGUCAAGACGCUUGCGUUGAAAACAGCACUGUUGCCAUCGCCCGUGCGCUGUCUCAAAGAACUGGAGCGUAUCUUGCCCAUUCUUGCGGAGAAGAACAUUGCCAAGCUCUUGACGUACAUUGAGCUCGUCGCGUCCAAGAUACAACGCCCCCCUGCCAAGGAUCUGGAAGCGUUUGUCACUUACAUUCUGAACCUCAAGGAAAUCAACGACGAGUUGCCGUCAAAAGACCUCGAAGCCGCACAAAUCACAGACUACUUGGGGCUGAUCACCGACUCGGGCUUUCACAUUCCAAGUCAAACCCAAGCCAUUUACGACUUGGUCGAGCCCGAACUAAGCACGUUGAAAUCCGCUGUCACUAACUGCAUGGCCAGACGAGACAUGGACAUUCGAGAGUAUGCCGUGCUCUUGGAUCAGAAAAUACAGCACCUGGAGGCGAACAUUGCGUACUUGCAGACCGAGUCAUGCGCCGAGCAGCUGUUUGAGGCGGACACGGAAGCGUUGAAUGCGCUGGCGUUCACGGGCAACUUGAAGCAGCUCGCCACCGACUACACGGUCCGCGCCGACCGCUUUGUGUUUGUGCGUUCGCUCUUCAACGAGUUCUUGCCCGCAUGUAUGCCCGACGUGCCGUCCAAUGGAAAUGCCAUUGGCUACUUUGCCUCGCUGCCGAAACUCACGGCCAACAUCAACUUGAAACAUUCCAUGUGGACGUUGAUUAUGGAGGCCGAUCAGUCCAUUUCAAGCUGGGGGGACAUCGAUCUGCGACACAUGCCUCAAGAGGCCAUGCACGACCUCCUCGACCGCGUCACGGCACUCCAUGGGGUGUUGGGGGUGGAACUCCCCACGAGUCCCGUCACAGCACGCGUCUUUGAGUUGAAAGAAUUGCUUUCGCAUACGACGUCAAUCGUGCAAAACCUGUGCAACGCGCACGUCGAAGAGCGGCACUGGCAAAAGCUCGAAAACAAACUCUGCGUGGCGUUCCAGUACGAAGUCGAGCCCGCGACGAACGCUGCGUCGAGUGAUGACCAGCGGUGUCUGGUGCGGCAGGUCGACGUUUCGUUCAAGUACCUCAUGUCCCUCAACAUCCACGACAAGCACGCCGACAUUAACGAGAUUGUCCAAGAAGCGGUCACCGAAGCCGCCAUUAGCAAGAGCCUCCAUGAUGCCAUCCGUGUGUGGGAAACAAAAGAAAUCGCGUUUUCAUAUUGGACCGACAGCGACACUCGCGACAUUGUCGUAUUGGGAGACACCUCCGAGUGCAUCAACAUGCUCGAAGAGUCCGAUAUGCUGCUGCAAACGAUCAUGGGGUCAUCGUACAUUCGACAUGUCCAGCCGCUCGCUACCAAGUGGAAACAUGAAGUGAACGACAUGAUGGAGAUCAUGGGUCGACUGGACGAAUGCAAAAACUAUUGGGAACACAUGGAGGUAUUCUUGUCACCGGAAUUUUUGCGGGCGCUGCCAGGCCAAGUUCGAGCAUACACGGAACUCGACCGCGCGUGGAAAGUGCUGCUGGAUAAGUUGAGUAAAAAUCCAUCCCUUGUUCGAACAGCUCGGACGCAAGGGUUAAAGGAGCAGAUCAUCCAACUCAGCCAAGGGUUUGAAGGCAUCUACAAGACCUUGGAAGGUUAUUUGGAGAUCAAACGGCAGAGCUACCCACGCUUCUGCACCUUGUCCGAUUCGGAGCUCACGGAUUUGAUCUCAGCCUGCCGAAACCCGCACAACAUUCAGCAGUACCUUCCAUCUUGUUUUCCCAGUCUGGGGGUGGUGAGUUUCGACAACGACGACAAAUCGAUGGGAAUCGUUGCGGUUCGGUCGCCCCCGAGGCCGUUCGAAGAGGUGAUCUCCAUGGGGAAAAACCUCAAGGCCCGGGGCUACGUCGAGCAGUGGCUAUCCCACAUGGAUCGGCGGUUGUCGGAACGGUUGCAGAAGAUGAUCAAGGACCUCGUUGCGUACUUCACUGCGAACGUGACGCAACGCACAUGGGAUUUGAACUACCUGCGCGAGUUUCCACUGCAGUGCAUUGUCGUGGCCAAUGACAUUACCACAACCGCCAACUUUGGCCACAAAGUGGCGCAAAUGGAAGUGUCCACUACGACUUCAGUCCGCAUCAAGCAACUGACCGUGUCGUUGACGAGUGGCGACCGGUUGUUACAUCCGUGCUUGGUGAGUACGUUGCUGCUGCAGCAGUUUUACUACCGAGACACGUUGCUACACUUGAGUGAGAUUCCGUGGGCAAACCAUCCGCAUUAUGUCACGACCGACGAUGAAGUGCACUUGGCAGUUGGGGACCUUGCACUUCCAUAUGGAUAUGCGUACCACAACCCCACAGAGUCGUACUUGGUCGUCACCCCCGUCACAGAGCGCUACUUGCUUGCCGUAUUCAAUUGCGUAAAACAUUACCAGGCGGGUGUGGUGUCUGGUGGCGCGUGCAGUGGCAAAACCAGCUUGUUGCAACUAGCCACAAUCAUGUUGGGCCGAGAUUUGAUCCAAACGUUUUGCACGAGCAUUACGUCGUUGAAGCAAAUUCACCGCUUCAUCACGGGCGGCAUUGGGUGUGGAGGGACACUACUCCUUCGAAAUGCCGACCUCCUAGUCGGCCCGAUUCUAUCGUUCAUCAACGUUGUCGUGUCCACUAUCAUGAAUUCAGCGUUGACAACCAAGCAUGCCAUCACGUUGGACGACCGAGAACACGUUAUUGACGCUGGUAGCAUGAUCAUGCUCACCACAUCGUCGUUGUCGUCGUGCCCAGUGUCCCCUAACCACUUUCGAGCGUUGUGUGAGUCGCUGUCGUCCAUCUCCGUGAUGUGUCCGGCCAUGGAGCAGAUUCUGCACGCGGUCUUCUUCUGCUACGGCUUUGACCAAGCGUUGACGCUGGCAAGGAUGUUGAGUUUGGUGUGGAAUGAAAUGCGAGGGGUGGCCCUUCGACUCGCCCCCGAGAAGAACCACGCACGAUUCUUCACCAUUCAUACUGCAAAGCAUUGCGCGAAGCUCAUGCUUGGUCGGCACAUAUCGGACGAAAUCCAGCUGCUCAAGGACACUCUGCAAGUGUAUUUGACGACAGGGCUGCAUCUCCCCCCUGAUAUUCGCACCUACGCCAUGUCGUACAUCAAAUCGCUGUGGCUUGUUAAAGACUACACCUCCGUUUCCACCCACACUGACGACGGCAGCGGCACCACCAUCAAUCAAUCGGACUUUCAAACGAUGCUCAAGGGGACGUACACCAGACAUUACUUUGUUCCGUCCGAAGCCAGCUUACACGUAGCGUCCGCUCUGAUGCAAGCCGUUGCGUCCCAUAGAAGUAUCAUACUGUGCGGUCCUUUGAAAACUGGGAAAACGACGUGUGUCAACAUGCUGGCGGCGGCCCUGAACGAUCUGUUUGUGGACGUGGAUGGCGCUAACCCGACGCUGCCCCAGUUUCCAGACCCCCCUCCACAAGACUCUCGUUUCAUUGUGAUCAAGACGCUUCUUCCGAUGUCGUUGUCCAUGGCCCAACUGUACGGCGGAAGCGUCGAUGGCAACACAGACACUUCAUUGAUCAAAAGCGUGGUGACGGAAAACGUGCCAUGUCCGCUUCCCCACUCUGCGGAGGGAUUCAAAACGAACGCCACCGACACCGUACCUCGCGACGUCGCCCCCCUUUUGACCCACCGGCAGCGUGUGUGGCUUGUCUUGGACGGAUCCGUGGAAGCCGCGUGGACCGAGCACAUCUUGAGUCUCGCCAGUCCGUCGCCAUCGUCCAGCGUGACUUCCGGACUGAGUCAAUUCAGUUUGCUUGAGAGCGAUGACACGUUCACACUGCCGUCGAAUGUCACGGUAUUAUUUGAAACGGUGGACCUGGACCAUGCAUCGCCCACGCUUGUCCUCAACUGCAGUUUGAUUCACUCAUCUCCCUUCCAUCAACCCGUCAAUGAUGCUAAUACGUCGUCGGUCAGACCAUUGCAGCAGCCCCUCCACAAGCUCUUCCUCAUCGGAGCCAUCGCUCGCGUCCGAGCGCAGAUCGCCGUACUUCCUUUGGUGUGCGAUCUCUUGACCAAGUACUUGGUGGACUCGACCCUUAUGGAUCGGUUGCUUGAAGUGCUGAGCGAAGGCACGUUGCACGCUCACUUGUCCCCUCUGCACACGGCCCAAAAUGUUAUGACGCUCGUGCAGUCCAUGCUGUCCAUUCAACCCGGCGUCGACUAUUCCCUUUGGACAAAAGCCCUGGACGUCGAUCCUGCCGCGAGCCUCAACGAGCCUCGCCACGUGUUGACCCGUCAAAUCGAAUUGGCAAUCCUGUGGUCCAUCGGGUGGGGAGUCGGCAGCUCUGCGUCUAGUCAGACCAAGCGCCUCGUCACCAGUGUUCUGCAGCGGGAGUUUGAACAUCUCCAAGACACGUGGGCCAAUUGCGGUGGUGGGGACAUGGGACUGUAUUCGUGGGUGUUGCAUCUUGCGACAGUGACGUUUCGGCCGUGCAAAGACGUGUUGUGCCCACCCUCGGGCACUCGAGACCUGUCGCCGUUCUCGAUUUACAUUCCUCGCGUCGAAAGUACGCUUGUCCAGUUGGUCUCCAAGCAAGUUCUUCGAUCUGGCGUUCCAUUGCUAGUGUUUGGACCUGCGGACAGCGGCAGUACGUCGUGCGUGGUGGACUUUUUGCAACGGUCGUCUGCCUUUGCCGCCCAAGGUUUGACCACACAAGACCGAUCGAAUAUCGUAGUCACGCCAGACAAGGCAGAAGACGUGCGGAUUUCAACUCAUCGGCUCACGACCACCUUGAUCAUCUCGUCGCUGGCAAGCAAACUCAAAACCAAACGAAACGAAUGUCGGUCGUCGGCGCGGUCGUCGUCGUGCGUGGUGGGCAAACCCGGACCUCCCACCCGCCCGCCAGACGCCGACGCUGCCGCCAGCGUCUGCUUUGAAACGGGGUCGUUUGUGUCGACUCGAAUCCAGUGCACGUCGGCUACGACUAUCGACGCGGUUAGUGCGACGGUCGAGCGGGUGAUGCAUCGCGAGCGCAAACAUGUGUACGAACCGCCGCCCGGGAAAGCGAUGGUGCUGUUCUUUGACGACUUGCACCUGCCAGACCACAACGACUUUCCAUCGCCCCACGCGUGGGUGCGAUCGCUGAUCGACCUCGCCGUCGUGUACAACCAAACAGAUACCAAGGGGCGUGCGAUAGAACGAACGCUGGUGGUUGCCACGUCCAACGACCAAGUCAUGGGCGCGUGGCAUCAGUCCCCAGCGACCUGUCAAGCGCGGUUGUUGUCUCGUUUUUUCCCGCUGCGGUUGGCGGGCUUGGAGGCCGACGAUGUGUCGCAGAUCCUGUCGCCGAUAGUCUUGGGUCAUUUCGAACGCACGGACCUACCCAGUCGCUACGUACAGCCGGUCCGACAUCAGAUCGGGUACCUCUUGGCGGUCACUAUCGACAUGUUUUUGAAAUUCCGGACGCUGGACGCACCCCUCGCGAGCGUAUUUUGCAUGGCCAAGCUCAUGACGAUGCUUGAAUUCUUGACUGCAGCCCCCCCUCUAACCCUCCCCGACCUGUCCGUCCUCCUUCGCUUGUGGCACCAUGAAACCCAACGAACGUUUGUCGACACCGCCAUCGCCAUUGAUCGGGGGGACGUCGUCCAGCAAGCCGUAGACCUCGCGUAUGCAUCGUUGUGCGAUCACAUCAAAGAAAAACCGACUUAUUCAACCUCCCGGUGGAUCUUCUUUCCCCACGGGUACAAUGAAAAGACCAACUUCCGCCAGCGCCAGGACUCGUUAGACAGCGCGCUGGUGUUGCUGAGUCCCGAGGAUCGAGCGGCAUCCAUAGGUUUAUACCGCCGCCGAAUCGUUGCGGCCGCAGCGCCUCCAAGUCUCGAGCGUGUGUCGUCGAUGGCGGACAUGAAGCAACUGAACUCGCCGCAAAGUAAAGUCGUCGGUCUUCAGCAGCGCCAAAACACGUUUGCAAAACCGCUGGCACCCAUGUUGCAGAGGAAGGAAAGCGCGAAUGGAAACUUGCACCAACGAAAGCAGUCGGGGAAAUUCGACCAAGACGCCCUAGGCAAUCGGUGGGUCUCGAGUCGCGGCGGACUGGCAAGUGGUGAAGCUGGCGGAUGGAACCGCCACGUAUAUGGGGAAUUGGCCAUUGAAGGCAACAACCUGCACACGGCGCUCCAAACCCAAAUGACUCGAUUUAGCAAGAAGGAUACGAUGGUGCUGUCUUUGCCCAUGGUGGAGCCCAUCGUGCAAUUGUGCCGCAUUUUAGGUAAACCUGGAGGGAAGGCCAUGCUCGUGGGCCCCCCUGGGCACGCCAAGCACUCGGUAGUCAAACUCGCGUCGAAAUUGAUGGACCAGCAGCAAGUUCACUUCGAGGCGUCGGUGCAUCCGUCAGCGUCGAAAGCCAAGUGGGUCGCGGCCCUCAAAGAAGUCGUGGCGAUCGCUGGAGUGCUUCAAACCGAUGUGACGUUUAUCGUCCAAAGUGCUCACCGCCUGCCGGACACGAGCUUGGAGCAACUUGGCUUUUUGCUCAAUGGACGCGAAAUCCCUCUGCUUUUUACGGCCGACGAACAAGUUGAGUUGGCGGACCGCGUCAAGGACGAAAAAUUGUUCGAGUUGAACGCGUUGCAUGCCAAGGAGAUGGAAAACCUGCGCUUCGAACUGUCUGUGGCCAAGCGAGCGGAGCUUCUCGCAAAGCACGACUUGGUACGCCGACAAAUCGCAGACUCGCGGGAGGUGCACAGCAAAACGGCCAAGGAGCGGGAGGUGGAAGCAAUGAUGGACCUGGAAAAGCACUUGAAUGCGCAAGGCCAAGAAAAGAUCGACGCGCUGAUGAGCGUCCAGCACAGCGCCAUGGACGACUUUCUUCGAAAGGUCGAAGCCAACGCAGACAUCCACAUGUCGGUCACCAUGGCGGCUGUGAAACCGUCGGGUGUCGUCAGUGGCAUUUGGAACGAGGUGGUGCAAGCCGCCGCGCAAAACCUCCGCGUCGUCGUGUGCUGUGAAGCGGCUGACGUCUCGGAUUUCGUCCGACGAGGGCCCAAGAUGUUCGCACAGUGCCAAGUGUGCUUGGUGCCUGCGUUGGAGUUUGGCACACUCAAACCAGUGAUUCACGGACGCAUUGAAGCGCAGUGGAAGGUGUUUCAGGAGCAAGAAACGCUCCUGGAAAGCACGGUGGUGCUGAAUCUGUUCGAGUUGAUCCAAUCACAAUUGGAUCAUGUGUCGACGCUGGCAGCGAAGCUGCACUUGGCGGCGAGUCGCGUGAUGCUGGCCAAUGGUGCAAAGGAUGCCGCUGUCAUUUCCUUGCACCACAUCCCCCUCUACGCUCGCAACAUUUUCGAUUCAAUCAAGCGGCUUCGCCUACGCAUGAAUCAACUCAUGACUCGGUCGCGGUCGUUCCUUGAUGUGUACCAAACCGCAGUGGACCAGGUCGACUCGGCUCAAACGCAGCAUCAACUCAAGCAACUGCAAAUUCAAUCCACGAUGCUGCAAAUUGGAGAGUACAAAUUGCACUUUGAAAAGAUGCAAGCCGAGGCUGAAGUGAUUCGAACGCUUAUGCGAAAGCAAAAAGCAGACGUUGACGAGCAAGUGAAAAUCACCACGGAAAUGGACAAGCUCACCAAACACGAGCUCAAAGACGCACUCAAGGUGCUGGACGAAGCCAACAAGUGCGUCGCCAACCUGGAUCGGCGAUACAUUAUGGAAAUCAAAACGUUUGUGAACCCGCCAGUGUUGGUGCACGUCGUACUGAACGCCAUGUGCGUCCUCUUUUCGGUCGAGCCAUCGUGGGACAAUGCAAAGAAGCUGCUCAGUGACGUGAAUUUCAUCACGUCGAUGCUCAAUUACGAAAAAGACAACGUUCCAGAAGCAAUCUUGAUCAAACUCGAACCAUAUUUGACCAACGAAAUGUUCAACAAGACUGAAGUGGAAAAGCAGAGCAUCGCGGCGAGUACCAUGGUAGUGUGGAUCAUAGCCAUCGACGCGUACAGUCGCAGUCGCAAACUGGUCAAGCCCAAGCUGGAUAUUUUGGACGCUGCGCAAGCCAAGCUGCGCGCCCUCGUGGCUGAGUUUUCCGAAUGCAAGAAAAAAGUCGACCAAGCAGACAAAGUCUCGAGCGACAUUGAAGAGACGAUCCAAGCUCGGAUGGAAGACAAGAAACUCCUCGAAGCGGAGUGCCAAUUGCUGGCGUCGUUUUUAGUGCAAGGCCACGCCGUGCUGAAAAUCCUUGGACCCGAACAACUGGUCCUGACAAAGCAUUUACACUCGAUGGUCGAGUACGAAGCCACACUUCUGGGGGAAGCGGUGGUGUCGGCCGCCGUCUUGACGUACGCAGGCGUGUUCUCUCGGGGCUUGCGCGUUCAAUUGUUUGACGCAUGGGCGGUCGAGCUGGCCAGUCAGCCCCUCCACAUCCACCCCACACACUCCAUCUUGAACGGCUAUGCGGGCCAACCGUUUGGGCUGUGGCUCAAAGUCGCAGGGCUGUUUCAUUCGCGCCACAGUCAACAGACAGCAUAUUUGUUGGCCCAUGCGUUGCCGGUGGUGCUGGUCACGUCGUUUUCUCCGCACAUGGAUUCGAUGCUGCGGAACGUGCUGCACGCCGUGGGGUGUAACUCAGUCGUGACAAAGUCUGCCCAGGACAAGGACGUGCGCAGUGUGUUGGAGUCGUGCAUUUUGAUGGGCCAACAGCUCGUCGUGCAUGAUGUCACCCCUCUCUUGUACAAAUCGAUCUUUCACGACCUCGUCGAAUGGGAUACGGAAUGGGUGGAUGGCGUCGAGCACCUGAUUUACGUUGGGCACACGCUCACGUUGAAGCGCGGUUUUCGAUUGGUCCUCACGGCCACAGCCCCGCUGGCAGAGUUUGGAUCUGACGUCUUCCACGUGGUGACGGUGGAUGCCGCCGUCUGCUGGGACGACAUGCAGAAUGUCUUGCUGGACGACAUGGAGCUCGCCAAUGUUGGCAAUGUCGACAAAACAGGGGGAGGGGGGGCGUACGAUUGCGCCAAAACCAUCAUGGACAUGGAAGUGGACUUGGAUCGGUCGUUUGAUGCGCUAUUGGUUCAUUUGCGCAACAUGAUACGGGAAGCCAAAUACGACGCUGCCCUCGUCGACUCGCUGGCCACCAUGUGCCACCAGAACGCCCAGCACCGCUCGACGCUGGACGACAGACGCCAAGAACUCGACAGAACGAUGGCCAUUCGAUCGGACACGAGCUUUGCUGCAGUCACCCAACUCGGUCAGCAGGUUUAUGCUGCCCUUCAGCGUCUCUCGACACUCGUGCCAGACCUUAUCCUGGCGUUGGAGCCUUAUGGGUUUCGCAUCUUGUUUAUCCAAUGCCUGGAAUCGUGUGGUACAGACGUACGGACCAAGGCAGCCGGGGCGAAGUGCUCGACACCAGGCGACGUGCUCCACAAGUUGCUCGAGGUGAUUGCGUUUACCAUUCCCCACGAGCAUUGGCAGUCGUUUUUGUUGCUCUUGGCCUUUGAAGUCCGCGCUGAAUCAUUGCAAGAUGCCGAGAAUCCCUCAGAAUUACCCUGUCCUGACUUCGUCCCUUGUGGUGACGACGACUUGGCUUCUAUCCCGCUGAAAGCACUCCAGCGCAGAGCGCUAGUCCCACCUCGCUGGAAUGCCAUUUUCACGGACGAAGCUAUCAUUGCCAUGUCCACUACCUCCACAGACCAACUAUUCCAGGCAUUCGAAGCGUGCACGCGGGACGUGAUGGUGAUCAAGAGGACGCGACAAGUGUCCAUAGCGACAAUGCAACCGUCGCAGUCGUCUCAAAUCGUUCCUUCGUGGCACGACGACUUGCCAUCACUAGUCAGGAUGCCGGCACCCUAUUUGUGUUUGGGGCUCCUAUUGCAGUGCCCCACCAAGACAUUUGACUCGUUUUGCGAGCAAUUGGCGCUGCACACGCUGGGGCUGGAACCAAAGGAGGCGGUGGCUCACCGUCGAUGGGGCCCCAAGGACUGGUACAAGAUGUUGAUCAACACACCGGAUGCAUGGUACUGGUGCGUGGCAUCGAACGCGGGCUUCACGACGUUGAGUCUGCUGCACGCCAUCAUGAGCACGAUUGUGCCUCGAGAGGUGUGGCCGGACGUGCUCAAGCUGCUCCUCCAACGCCCGACGGUCCACGCCUUGUCGUUCCAGGUGCCGCCCGACAGUGGCAGCAUCUUAGGGCACUUUGACUCGGUUCCGUCCAUGGUGCAAUUUGAAGGAUUCAACCCGUCGGCAUUCGAAACCCUCCAGUGGUUUGUGCUCGACAUGACCACGUCCGAGAAAUGGGACGCCGUCGUCCAGUACAACAAGAAAUUCCGACUCGACUACCGACCAGUGGGUCUUGUGCCACACCUCAAGCCCACACUGGGCAAACCCAUGCAUCAACGGCACGCAGCCGACGACGACAUGCAGUCAUCCCGCAUGCUGCACAUUGUACCCACGUCAAAAGCGCGGCCAUUCACGUUGGCCAACGUUCCCCUGGCCGUGCAGCCCAAUCGCUUGGUCCUCCACCCCCUUGAAAGCAACCCUUUCGCCACCGAAUUCCGACGGACACUGCUUCGACUCGUGUCGAUUCCGUUCUCGUCGGCUAUUGGUGACGCUUUGGAGCUUGUGAGUACCGACCCCGCUGUGCGCAACGUCGUAGCGAUCGUCCUGUGGCGGUUGUUUUGCGGUCUCGUGUUCUUUCACGCUGCACUUGUGGCGAGACAAGACAUGGUCGUUGGUCGUGCUGUGGACGUGGCGACGGUGGACGGCAGCGACUUGGUGCUCGGCGUGUACGUCAUCACAGGUCCCCUCUUGCAAACGAUUGUGCAGGUGUUUGUCCAUACGACCGACGACACGGACCCGUUGGACCAGCUCCACUGGCCAGCCAUUCACGACCUGUUCAUGCAGCAUGCACAUGGCCGAAAGUGCAUCACGCUUCGAGGACUGCAUCUCGUCCGAGCCCUUCUGCGCGACUGCGUAGGGUCGUACCUGUUGAUUCCCAACAGUCCGCCGCAACAGUCCAAGUUCCAGCUCCCCUUGCCAGCCUUUCAAGACAUGCUCAAGACGCCGACGCAGUCCACGGACGAGUACUUGACCGUCAUGUGUGCGUUCGCGUCGUCGUGCAAGUGGACCGUGGUGGACGUUGUGGUGCCGGCCCCCGUCCUGUCCAUCGACCUCCGCCACUUGGUGAUGUUGCCGCACUACCGCAACAUUCCACCUUUGCACUUGAAGCAGUAUCUGGUGGCCAUUGCCACGCACUGCUUGCAAUCCCUUCCCUCUGCCCUGCCGCUCAAAUUGCACCCGCGGAACGCCCUCGUGCAGCACCCACUGCGCCAAUUCCUCAAGACCGUUAUCCACGCCUUCCAUCGUCGCCGAGACGGGGUUGAGGCUGCCCUCCAACGCUUGGUUCUAGAUAUUACCCAAUACCCUCCAAUGACGUUGGCGGGUUUCGUGGCUAUAUCUACCAACAACAUCAACGAUGGUUCAAACUCCCUGGCGAGAGACUGCUGGGCCCUCGUGAUGGACCAACUCCCUGCCCGAUUGGCGACGCACACCCCUCCGUUGGAUAUGUCGUUGUCUGCAGCCGUCAAGCACUGGCAACUCACCGCAUCGUUUUUGACCAAGUGGUGGGACGAAGCGCACACCGAGUACUGGUGUCCUGCUAUUCUGGACAUGACGGACUUGAUGGCCGCGUUUGGGUUCACUCACAAAAUGGAGACCAAUACAGUGGCGAAUGUUUGUCAAUUGGCGUUUAUCGGACACGUGUACGCGAUGGACACGCCGCUGGGGGCGUAUCGAAAUCGAAACAACACGAUUUUGCUGACGGGGUUGGAGCUGCUGAAUGCUGCGCCUUCAUCCACGUCCCCAGGUCGAAUUAGAGAAGCACCAGGGGAAGCCAUGCCCGUGCAAGUGUUGUUAAAAGUCUCCUUGGACAACUCCGUGAAUCCUGCCUCAAAUGACACCAUGGAGUGUCCGAUGUUGCAGAGCCGACGCUCUAGCACUCCAGUGGGCACUGUGCCCUUGGAAAUUACCCCGUCGAUCCACGAGUGGGCGACAUGUCCGUACUUAGUGCUGACCCCCGACGUAGCCUCAUUGUAGCAGCCGAUUAUGAGGGAGCAGUAUUUAAUUCUAAUGAUUGAGUACGUAUUGAUUAUUGCA